UUUAAAUUCAGCUUCCGUUUCUAGUUCGUCACCUAUUUUAGCUAAGUUCUGCUUGGAUUCUGGAUUUCUUGAGCUUCAAUUUGGGAAAGAAUCUGAACCGGGGACAGGGAUUAUAGUUGAUCUCCGAACUUCUCAACUAUUUAGGCUAAGCCCUGUUCAAUUCCUCUACAUGUCUGAAGCUUGUGAAGCCAGCAAAGAGACAACCUUUUCAAGGAGAAUCACCAUUCAUUUUAAAGAGGAGAAAGACUGUAGUUCCUUCCAUCGCGCCUUCGAAAAGUGGAGAAAACAAUUGGAUGUACAAGCACCAACUUCUAAAAGCAAAUUUGAUGAUAAAAUUGAGGCAUCUUCUGCCAAGAUGUACUUUCACUACUAUGAACAGCUUCUACAUCAACAAAAUAUGUUGCAGGACUAUGUCGAGAUAGGAACAUAUUAUGCUACAGUUAUUGAGAACCGGUCUGAUUUUCAUGGUCGGGUAGUGGUUGAUGUUGGUGCUGGUAGUGGAAUUUUGUCAUUAUUCGCUGCUCAGGCUGGUGCAAAACAUGUUUAUGCUGUAGGAGCUUCCAAAAUGGCCGAGUAUGCACAAAAGUUGAUUGCUGGCAAUCCAUUACUAGAUGAAAGAAUCACUGUAAUAAAGGGAAAGGUUGAAGAUGUUGAACUACCACAGAAAGCUAAUAUAUUGAUUUCUGAGCCAAUGGGAACAUUGCUAGUCAAUGAAAGAAUGCUUGAGUCAUAUGUGAUUGCAAGAGACC
Cuscuta europaea is the source of this 749-nucleotide messenger RNA. Lineage: Eukaryota; Viridiplantae; Streptophyta; Magnoliopsida; Solanales; Convolvulaceae. The record is from the annotation of a GenBank genome assembly.